AUGAAAUUAUCAAUUAUUUUUAUUUUAUUAUUACAAUUGUUGAGUGUAACUAUUAAUGUUGCACAUAGCGAUACACCACCAUCCGAUAUAUACAGUGCAUCGAAAUCAUUUGAUUUCCUCUUGCUUUCGUAUGCAUCCUAUUGUCCAGCCAACGAAAUUGCCGCCUGGAAUUGCUCAAGAUGUAUAAGCCAAGUAUAUCCAGCCAUCACUGACAUCCAAGUAAUCUAUGCAGUAACUACCGAUACCCAAGCAUUCGUUGGUGUUUACAAUAACCAAGUUGACAACCACCCAAUAUUAAUAUUAUCCGAAAAAAACAAACUAGUUUUCGUUGCAUUCAGAGGUUCCAUGGAUAUUGCAAGUUGGAUCACCAAUUUGAAAUUCCUUCAAACUCCAUAUCCAAAGGCUAAAGGUGCUAUGGUUCACAUCGGAUUCUACCAAGCAUGGCUAAGCGUACAACCACAAGUCGAAGCCGCCUUGACCUCUGCUCUCAAGUCAUGUCCAACUUGCACAUCGAUUGUGGUCACCGGUCAUUCUUUGGGUGCUGCUAUUUCCACUUUGUGUAUGGCCGAUGUUAUCGAACUGUUCCCAAAUGUACCAACGGAAUUGAUUAACUUUGGAUCACCAAGAGUCGGUAACUCGGCGUUUUCCAACUACUUCAAUUCAAUCCAACCAAAUACAUGGAGAGUAACCAACCAGAAGGAUCUCGUGCCACACGUUCCACCACAAGUCGGUAUCGAAUUCUACGAGCAUGUCACCAACGAACUGUGGUACUUUAACAGCACCAUUAAUUACGAGGUCUGCCAGAGCAUUGGAGAGGAUCCAUAUUGCUCAGACUCUGUCAACCCAUUGGAAUACAGCAUCUACGAUCAUCUCCACUACUAUGGUGAAGAUAUGACAGCAGAGAAAAUAGUAAUAGGUAUUUGGGGAACUGCUCUUUUGACAUCACCUUUCUGGGGCAUGCCAGUACUAUUGGCAACCUGUAUGAUGAACGAUGCAAAUCAAGGAAAGAGAAUGGAAAGAGCUCAACUAGGAUGUUUAGUUUCAUUAUUUUCAGCACCUAUAGUGUUAUCUAUUUCAUUAUACAAGACAUAUUAUAAUGGUUACUCUCAUACCUUUGCAUUCUUACCAUUACUUCCAUUGGCAUCUUAUAUUUCACUUUUAUUCAUUGGUUUCUCAAAAAAGAAACAAUAA
This is a messenger RNA of Heterostelium album PN500, 1191 nucleotides long. Its product is annotated as lipase family protein. NCBI's taxonomy places the organism in Eukaryota, Evosea, Eumycetozoa, Acytosteliales, Acytosteliaceae. The record is from RefSeq and is a predicted model, not a curated record. Gene Ontology annotation, biological process: lipid metabolic process. The transcript is spliced from 4 exons. The coding region runs from base 1 to 1191 and encodes 396 amino acids.